AUGAGGAGUAAAGGUGGAGGUAGCAGUGGUAAUGGUGGGGGUGGUAAUGGUGGUAGUAGGGCUAGAGGUAAUAAUGGUAGUGGUGGUGGCAAUAGUAGCAAUGGUAGUGGUGGAGGUGGUGAUGGCAAAGGCGAUGGUGGUAAAGCCAAUGGGAGGCAGCCAAACCACAUGUGGCGGGAGAGGAAGGCCUGGCAAUGUGUGUCACAUGGAAAUGUGUUGACCAUGGCUACACUUGUCAUCUGGGUACUAGACUCACCCAGCAGCAGCAUUGCUCGAGCAAGAGGGCUGUUGAGAGAUUGGCGAUCAAGCAGCCACAGAAAAACUAUAACCAGACGAGAUUCUGAUCGAGAAAUUUGGCUAUGGCUUCCAGUGGCGCUUUAUGCUCCGUUUAAAUCUGGCCCUUGGAGGCGCUCUGGCCGCCUGCCCGAGCGCGGUGAGGGAUGUGAGGCGAUGCAAUCGCGCUUGCCGGGCUUCGCGCAACAAAAGGCAAGCAUAAUAGCUGGUGCUUCCUAG
Selaginella moellendorffii is the source of this 513-nucleotide messenger RNA. RefSeq names its product H/ACA ribonucleoprotein complex subunit 1-like. Bases 1 to 513 code for a protein of 170 amino acids. The transcript is spliced from 4 exons. The record is from RefSeq and is a predicted model, not a curated record. NCBI's taxonomy places the organism in Eukaryota, Viridiplantae, Streptophyta, Lycopodiopsida, Selaginellales, Selaginellaceae.